Molecule: messenger RNA, 1093 nt
Organism: Paecilomyces variotii
Lineage: Eukaryota; Fungi; Ascomycota; Eurotiomycetes; Eurotiales; Thermoascaceae
Product: 54S ribosomal protein L4, mitochondrial
Exons: 3
Coding region: 163-831 (222 amino acids)
Biological process (GO): mitochondrial translation
Cellular component (GO): mitochondrial large ribosomal subunit; mitochondrial ribosome
Molecular function (GO): structural constituent of ribosome
Source: RefSeq, a predicted model, not a curated record
UCUCCAUAUGAUCGGAGAAAGAAUAUAACUACCUAGUUCGGCAUAGUUUGUCAUGUACCGCGCUUCUCCGUAGCCGCUCUUUAGCGCCGGCCGCAACUCAAGUCCGCAAAAAGUGGACGUUUGAAGGCAGUUCGAUCGUAACGUCGCGCAACAACAGUCCCAAUGCAUCGGCAAUCAUUGCUGAGGCUCUCUCGCCAGUAUGGGGCUUCUCCCCUGGUCGAAUUACCCCCUCCAUAUCUCGCGCCUUCCCUUCACUUCUCCAUAAUCCGAUCACCGACCCAGAGCUCGAGCUUUUCUUCCACGGCUGCUGCGGCUGGAAAGGAUCUGAGCAAGUCUCGCGGCGUUUCUGCGAUUCACAGAACUGGCCCCAAGCAUCCACUGGGAGUCUCCAAGUAUCCGUUGCCGAAGCCUGUGCUGUCGGCCCGACAGGCUCGUGAUCCUACUCCCAACCAUGGCCUAUGGGAGUUCUUUCCGAAGGACAAGCAGGCACUGAGCAGCCCUGAAUAUGAUAUCGCACACGGCCGCCCUUGGUCUAUCCAGGAACUCCGCGAGAAGUCUUUCGAAGAUCUCCACAGCCUUUGGUGGGUUUGCGUCAAGGAGCGCAACAGGAUAGCUACAUCCAAUCUGGAAAGGAAGAGGCUGAAGGCCGGUUAUGGAGAAUACGAGGCCAAUGAUCGUGACAGAGUGAUUCGAGUUACGCAGAAUGGCAUCAAGCACGUCCUUCGGGAGAGAUGGUACGCUUGGGAAGAUGCGCAGCACCUAUACAACAGUGGUUACCGACCGGAGGCGGAUGAGGGUAGCUUCGAGGAAGAGACUGCUCAGAAAGCGUGAGCUAGAGCGUCUCGAUGGGAAGUGCAGCAUACAGUGCUUCAGAUAUCCCCUCGGAUUCAUGUAUUAUCACGCGAUUUCAUCUCCUGAAGUGUAUCAUUAAUUAUGUUUGCCGUUGUUGAUACAAGUGGAAACGAUUGGAACUGUAGACCCCCUUUCCACUCUACGAUUUCAACCUCCCCUAGACUCCCUUGAAUAUUCUCCUCAAAGACUCGGUCAUUAAAAUAAGCUGGAGGAUAAUUAUUAUCGUUUGUAAACUCUCGUG